GCACGCAUAAGAUUUCUAGCUGUGCGCUUUAGCAUACUGAGCCGCAUAACGUUGAUCGGAGCGCAGCAGGAGAAGCAAAUGACCAUCGGGCAAUGUUGACCGGCUAACUUAUCCCUCGAGAAGGUGGAGACAUCUUUGUUUUUGUUUUGUUUUGGUUUACCCGGCGACCGCAACAAUCAUCUCACAGUAUUUUUAAAACCAGUCCUUUUGGGAUCGGAGCUCUCCUACGCGGUUUGGCUGCAGCAUGGCAGUGUCUCCAACUUCAAGAUAACCCCAGAUGCAGGAACACUGAGGUUUUCUGCUAUGAUGGCCCACCAACAACCAGAGGUCGAGGAUCUCCUCUGUUAGGGGAAUUUGAGCAGAGCAUCCUUCUACUCCACUGUGAACUUCUCGCUUGCAUAUGGACAACAGAUAUACCCUGGAAAUGUAUCAACCAUCAGACUGAAUUGACAAUAUCGAGGCUAUUUACAUCACCAGUGCUUUCCGGUUUCUUGCUCCUCCACCAUUCCCAGUAUCAUGCUUGGGACUCUCCUGAGACGCAACAUGUCCCAGAAGCUAAGUGUGCUGCUUUUAGUCUUUGCUCUGGUGUGGGGACUCAUGUUGCUGCGCUAUACCGUGCAGCAACCUCGCCACCAGAGCAGCGCUGAGCUACGCGAGCAGAUCCUGGAGCUCAGUCGGCGAUAUGUCAAGGUCCUGACCGAGGAGAGCCGGAAUACACCCGGCGGGCCGCAGGGGACCACCAUGGCGGGUUACGCGGAUCUAAAAAGGACGAUAGCGGUGCUUCUGGAUGAUAUCCUGGAGCGACUAGUCAAACUAGAGGGGAAAAUGGAGUUGGCUGUCAAUGCGUCCCUGACUAACACCUCCCACGGGAGCGUCCUCGCUUCCACUCCAACUGCCUUGCAAAGAGCCUCCAAGCAGGAGAGGGCUGGCAGUCAUCAUCAUGGGACGUUGCGCUUGAAGCCAAGGACCCCCAACAGGUCUCAGCAACAUCUAUGAGCUUUGGUUUGGUAACUGCGUUGACUGAUUGAUCUCUUAGCACAUCCCACUUUUCCUGAAUUUAUCCCAGGACAACCAGGCUUUGAAGUGACUGAUGCUUCUUAGAAGGCCAGCUCAAAAGGAAGGGAGACCUUUUGCCUUUUCACUUUGGUUUGCCAUUAUAUUUAUUUCAUUUGAUCAAGAUUGCAUUUUUAUAUUUCAAUUUUGCAUUUUUAUAUAAUGGCAUAUUUGAAUCAUAUUACUAUUACUGGCUAUAAAUUAUGUAUCAACCUUGGCGGAACCGAAGUACGAUGCUCUAGCACAUUUAGCCUCGCUACUCCGAUACGACUUAACGAUAUUACGUCAACCUGCUGAACGAAACGGAAUACUCACAAUACGAUUAGCGUAUCUGUCGUAUGAAAUAUCGCUAGAUACAAUAUUAUAUGAAGACCCGUCCGUCUCUUAGCUAACAUUUAGUCCUGUAUAGAUAAUCCAAAGAAUGUUCUGCCUCAUUAUGAGGCGACACAACAGAUGAGUCUCAUUUGCCACUAAACGUGCGUUUGCAUUGUAUCAGCUGAAAAACAAUGACCCCCCCCUCCUCCUCCUCGAUUUCUUUUACUUGCCUUGGGUGUUAUUUCACUCUCAAUGAGUGGAAUGAAUGUACUGCAAGGUCAGUGCCUUUGGUGCUGUGAAGACGACUGACAUCUGCGAAUACACGUUCAGGGUUCAUGUUGCACUGUGACUGUAGACAUUUUCUAAAAAUAAUGGGCUAAUCCACUUUUGGUAAUGCUGGUAUAUUGUAUGUGGGAGGUGAUUGUUACAUGCUGGAAUAGUCUCUCAGUCUCUCUGCUUGGUGAAAUCAUGCAGAAUAGAAUCCUAUCAAAUGCUCAUCAUAAUGGUACCAGACUUAAAGCAACAAAUAUGAACAAUAGCUGUGAUUUCUGCUGAAUUGUUACCGUUUAAACUGUAAUUUAAGUCCACUAGACUCAAUAAACUGGUUCAAAUACGA
Messenger RNA from Syngnathus acus (greater pipefish), 1984 nucleotides. It is a transcript of the gene ccdc126, whose product is annotated as coiled-coil domain containing 126. The transcript is spliced from 3 exons. Lineage: Eukaryota; Metazoa; Chordata; Actinopteri; Syngnathiformes; Syngnathidae. Bases 517 to 996 code for a protein of 159 amino acids. The record is from RefSeq and is a predicted model, not a curated record.